CUACAAAAAGGAGCGCACAAUCUCCCCAUUGUUCACUUCCAUCAGUGUCCUUCUGACCUCCGAGCUGCUCAGGCAUGGCCCCCAAGAAAGCCAAGAAGAGGACAGCAGAGGGAGCCAACUCCAACGUGUUCUCCAUGUUUGAGCAGGCUCAGAUCCAGGAAUUUAAAGAGGCCUUCACCAUCAUGGACCAGAACAGAGACGGUGUCAUCGACAAGAAUGAUCUGAGGGACACUUUUGCUGCUCUAGGACGUGUCAACGUGAAGCAGGAAGAGAUUGACGAGAUGCUCAAAGAGGCUGCUGGCCCAAUCAACUUCACCGUCUUCCUCACCAUGUUCGGUGAGAAGCUGAAAGGUGCUGAUCCGGAGGAGACCAUCCUCAACGCGUUUAAAGUCUUUGACCCUGAGGGACAAGGAGUGCUGAGGAAAGACUAUGUGACUCAGAUGCUUACAACACAAGCGGACCGAUUCUCCCCCGAAGAGAUGGUGCAGAUGUUCGCUGCCUUCCCCCCAGAUGUGGCAGGAAACCUGGACUACAAUAACCUGGUUCACAUCAUUACCCACGGAGAGGAGAAGGACCAGGAGUAAACAUUUCUGUCGGUUUAAAAUACAAAGUCACUUUGUUGCUAGUCAAUGACAUGGAACUGACCCCUCUGGCCUUGAAGGAGGACGGCGGUUUAUUGAUGCAGAUUGGCGUUGGCGGUAUUCUCUGUAACAGUAAAAAUCAAGUCAACACCCAAAAGCAUCAAUAAUUGCGACAUUGCGGGUUCCCUUUCUGCUUCCUCCCCAGGAUGCUCCCACAUUCGCCCGAGAUCCAUUACAUUAUUUUCUUUAUUGUUUUGUGCACUCCACACCACCUACGUGUUCAUUUUGAUAUAAAAUAUCCAUUCGUUUGGCCUGUGGAUGUUUAUCUAAUAAAAGUUUUAAUGG
Messenger RNA from Pungitius pungitius (ninespine stickleback), 926 nucleotides. RefSeq names its product myosin, light chain 2a, regulatory, cardiac, slow (gene myl2a). The record is from RefSeq and is a predicted model, not a curated record. Gene Ontology annotation, biological process: cardiac muscle contraction; muscle cell fate specification; heart development. The transcript has 7 exons. NCBI's taxonomy places the organism in Eukaryota, Metazoa, Chordata, Actinopteri, Perciformes, Gasterosteidae. Gene Ontology annotation, molecular function: calcium ion binding. Gene Ontology annotation, cellular component: cytoplasm; myofibril. Bases 75 to 584 code for a protein of 169 amino acids.